Molecule: messenger RNA, 1158 nt
Organism: Mitosporidium daphniae
Lineage: Eukaryota; Fungi; Microsporidia
Exons: 1
Coding region: 1-1158 (385 amino acids)
Source: RefSeq, a predicted model, not a curated record
AUGGCUCGAAUCGAUCAAAAUAUUGCCCUCCCCACGUAUUCUUACAGGCCUUUGGAUGAGAAGGCCACGGGUCCAAGAAAAACCAGACUUUUAAAGAACUUGGUUACGAUUUUAUUGAUGAUCUUUUUGCUGCUUUUUCUUACUGUAAAAUACUCGAAUAUAUUCAGCCGAGAUUCAUCCAUUCCAGGGGUCUUUUCUAUUUUUAAAAAGACAAAUCCCACUUCGGAAAAUGUGCCCAAAUUUACAGGGAGCUCGAAACCAGCGGAAAAGAAAGACACGCCAAUUACGCAAAAUCAACAAAAGCCAGCAAAUGUUGAAGAUAAACCCAAUGCAAAGCCUUCACCUUUGAAGACACCAGAAAAGUUCAAGACAGGUUCUCCAUUAGACGCCUUUCUUUCUGGGUUCGUUGAUCCCACAGUAGCUUCUCAAAUGUUGAAAUUCAUUGCAACGCAAGCAAUUGACCCCAUCGUUUCCAAUAUUGCCCCUGUGCUUGAAGAGCUGCUUCCGAAGGAAAGAAUUGAACUCAUCCUUAGAACCACUGAUUCCAUCACGUCAGGAGAGCUAUCUGGGUUUGAAGCAAUAAGAAGAAAUUUUUAUUCGAUCUUCGAGUCUCUCUUUUUAUUAGUUGUAAAUUUGGCCCCCUCAAUUGGAGGGCCACUUAUUGAUGACCUUGUUGCCAUUUUUGACCAUUUGUCAGCUUGGAUGGAGCAUACCGAUCUUUCGAUUGCAAAAUACUUGGGGCAGGGAAUAGCUUAUGGAAUCCUUCCUUUGAUAGGAUAUAGUGAUACAGCCUUGGAACAAGCCUCUCGAGUCUUUGAAAAUGGGAUAUCUAAAUUGCUUCCCGACAUUUCCAAAAUCGAUCCUUCUAUCUUCAAGUCCAAGGAAAAGCUCAUGAAGCUCAUCCCCUCCGUUUCGCAAAUCCAGCCUGUCGUUAUGUCUAUGUUUGUUCAACUGGCCUCCCUCAAGGCUCUACAAGCAAGUGUCAAUUCAUUUUCUGGUUCCAAGAGUAAAACUGAAAAGACUGAAUCCAAAGUCUCCUCAACUAAUUCCACUGUCUCCAAAAAUGAGAAAAAGCACCCAUCUGGCUCAAAACACAGUCGCAGACGUCGCCGUGAUCCCUCAGAUUCUGAUGAUGAUGCUUCGUAUCUUGACAAUUAA